Drosophila bipectinata is the source of this 3040-nucleotide messenger RNA. It is a transcript of the gene Gr64e, whose product is annotated as Gustatory receptor 64e. The record is from RefSeq and is a predicted model, not a curated record. Gene Ontology annotation, molecular function: sweet taste receptor activity. Gene Ontology annotation, cellular component: membrane. Gene Ontology annotation, biological process: detection of chemical stimulus involved in sensory perception of taste; sensory perception of sweet taste. NCBI's taxonomy places the organism in Eukaryota, Metazoa, Arthropoda, Insecta, Diptera, Drosophilidae.
AGGCUUCAGUCGAGCACUGAACAUGGCCAGGACCACAGGAAAUCAUGCCAAGCGGCGCCGGUGUGUUGCCAGGAUUAAGUUCUGGCGAAGAUCUCGAGUGGCUAGCGAUGUCACGUUGGGUAUUCUCAAGUACAAAGACCCCUCGAAGCCUCUAAGAAGGAAUUUAACAUUUACAAUUAUUAAAUCCUUUGUACGUCGCCUUAAAAGGGAAGACUAUAAAUACAGUGGUACUUUCCAAGAAGCCAUUAAGCCAGUUUUAAUUAUAGCCCAGGUCUUUGCUCUGAUGCCCGUUCGAGGAGUAAGCUCUAAGUUCGCUGAGGAUCUGUCCUUCGCCUGGAGCAGCAUCCGCACUUACUACGCUCUAGUUACAAUCCUUUGCUUUGGAAUAUCCUCUGGCUACGUGGUGGCCUACGCCACUAGUGUGACUUUUAACUUUGAUUCGGUGGAGACACUGGUCUUUUACUUGUCCAUAUUCCUCAUCUCUUUGUGCUUCUUGCAACUGGCAAGGAAGUGGCCGGUGUUGGCUCAAGAAUGGCAGUUGGUGGAGGCAAAGCUACCACCUCUGAAGCUCAUCAAGGAACGGAAAUCUCUGGCCCAGCAUAUAAAAGUAAUCACCAGUGUGGCCACCACUUGCUCGCUGGUGGAGCACAUUCUCAGCAUGAUGUCCAUGGGUUACUAUGUCAGUUCCUGUCCCAAAUGGCCAGAUUGGCCCAUUGAUAGUUUCUUGUAUUUAAACUUCUCGUCGGUAUUUUACUAUGUGGAUUAUACCCGAUUUCUGGGCAUUAUUGGAAAGGUGGUCAACGUUCUGAGUACCUUCGCCUGGAACUUUAAUGACAUUUUUGUGAUGGCAGUUAGUGUGGCUUUGGCUUCUCGGUUUAGGCUCUUAAAUGAUUACAUGCUAAGAGAGGCUAGAAUGCCCACAACAGCAAACUUUUGGAUGCAAUGCCGAAUCAACUUCCGGAGUCUUUGCAAACUCUGCGAAUUGGUGGAUGAUGCCAUUUCCGCCAUAACACUGCUCUGUUUCAGCAAUAAUCUUUACUUUAUUUGUGGAAAAAUCCUUAAGAGCAUGCAGACCAAGCCCUCCAUCUCGCAUACCCUGUACUUUUGGUUCUCCCUGGCCUAUCUUCUGGGCAGAACCCUCAUCCUGUCACUCUAUAGCUCCAGUAUCAAUGAUGAAUCUAAGCGACCAUUGUCUAUCUUUCGCCUUGUGCCCAGGGAGUACUGGUGCGAUGAGCUUAAACGAUUCUCGGAGGAGGUGCACAUGGACAAUGUGGCUUUGACGGGCAUGAAGUUCUUUCGGCUUACACGCGGUGUUGUCAUUUCGGUGGCUGGCACAAUAGUGACAUACGAACUAAUUCUGCUGCAGUUCAAUCGCGACGAAAAGGUUCCUGGCUGCAACGAGGGCUAUAAGUGCAAAACAACAGGUGUUUUUAAUGGACAACUGUGGCCAGUGGCAGGGCAGUCGAAAGCUUGUGGUCUGCGCAGUGAAGUCCUGAGCUGGCAGGAUGAAGUUCCUGCCCAAGCUGGAGCGCAGGCUCUGUCGCCUCAAAAAGAAGAUGUCCAGGUCGCCGCUGAUGCUGCCAGGAAGAAGGCCUUUCAGGAUAGUUGUGAUGCUUACAAAACCCAAAUCGAAAUGGAAUAUGUGGUGCGGAAUCAGCCGACCAAACCCUCCCGGAGUAACAAGGAAGUAUUUCUUAGUGAUGGCAGCUUCCAUCAGGCUGUGGGCAGAGUCCUCCUUAUCGCCGAGUUCUUUGCCAUGAUGCCGGUCAAGGGAGUUACCGGAAAGCAUCCCUCCAAGCUGAGCUUCUCCUGGCGCAACAUUCGAACCUGUUUUUGUGUGGCUUUCAUAGCCUCCAGUUUGGUUAACUUUUCCCUGUCGCUGUUUAAGGUUUUGAACAAUCCAAUAAGCUUCAAUAGCAUCAAGCCCCUGAUCUUCAGGGGUUCAGUUCUACUGGUCUUAAUAGUUUCCUUAAAUCUGGCCAGGCAUUGGCCUCAACUGAUGAUGUAUUGGCACUCGGUGGAGCAGGACUUGCCGCAAUACAAGUCCCAGGCAGGCAGGUGGAAGAUGGGUCACACCAUAUCCAUGGUGAUGCUGGUGGGGAUGAUGCUUUCUUUGGCUGAACAUAUCCUAAGCAUGGUAUCGGCCAUAAACUAUGCCUCAUAUUGCAACCGCACCGCUGAUCCAAUCCAGAAUUAUUUUAUCCGCACCAACGACGAAAUCUUCUUUGUCACCAGCUACUCCACAGCGUUGGCUAUAUGGGGCAAGUUCCAGAACGUGUAUGCCACCUUUAUAUGGAACUAUAUGGAUAUGUUUGUGAUGAUUGUCAGCAUUGGAUUGGCCUCCAAGUUCCGACAGCUCAAUGAUGACCUACGGAACUUUAAAGGAAUGAACAUGUCACCAACCUACUGGUCUGAACGUCGCAUUCAAUAUAGAAAUAUCUGCAUACUUUGCGAACGUAUGGAUAACGCCAUAUCCCUGAUAACAAUGGUAUCCUUUUCCAAUAAUUUGUACUUCAUAUGCGUCCAGCUACUGAGGAGUUUAAACACUAUGCCCUCAGUGGCCCAUGCCGUUUACUUCUACUUUUCCCUGAUUUUCCUCAUUGGGCGAACUUUGGCGGUUUCCCUGUACUCCGCCAGUGUCCACGAUGAAUCCAGGCUAACUCUACGCUAUUUGCGAUGUGUGCCCAAGGAGUCCUGGUGUCCGGAAGUAAAAAGAUUCACUGAGGAAGUCAUAAGCGAUGAGGUGGCGUUGACAGGUCUUAAGUUUUUCCAUCUCACAAGAAAGCUGGUCUUGAGUGUUGCUGGUACUAUUGUGACAUAUGAGUUGGUGCUCAUACAAUUCCACGAGGACAACGAUCUGUGGGACUGCGAACAGAGCUACUAUUCCUAGAGUAACUUAAUAAAUAAAACAUACUCUUUAUUGCAUAAUAAAUAAAAAAUCAUCUUGCACUUUAUUAUUAUCGUUUGUUUAAAGCGGUAAAAGGAAACCAACAAAAUGUCGCUCGUAAUAUCAAUCGGUUACAUUGCCUAAUUGUACGUC